Messenger RNA from Lodderomyces theae, 1638 nucleotides. RefSeq names its product sugar porter family MFS transporter. Gene Ontology annotation, cellular component: membrane. The record is from RefSeq and is a predicted model, not a curated record. Bases 1 to 1638 code for a protein of 545 amino acids. Gene Ontology annotation, biological process: carbohydrate transport; transmembrane transport. NCBI's taxonomy places the organism in Eukaryota, Fungi, Ascomycota, Pichiomycetes, Serinales, Debaryomycetaceae. Gene Ontology annotation, molecular function: carbohydrate:proton symporter activity. The transcript has a single exon.
AUGUCCUCCAGAAUCGAGCGCAUCUUUUCAGGACCCGCCUUGUCCUUGGCUACCAAGUUGGACAAGCUUCCUAAGAUCUACAAUGUCUACUUUAUUGCCAGUAUUUCAACCAUUGCUGGUUUAAUGUUUGGUUUUGAUAUUUCAUCAAUGUCGGCAUUCAUUGGCACCGAUCCAUAUAACAAGUACUUUGAUACUCCCGGAUCCACCAUUCAAGGCUUUAUUACCGCUUCAAUGGCAUUGGGCUCAAUCUUUGGAUCCAUCGCAUCGGCCUUUGUUUCUGAACCAUUUGGCAGAAGAUUGUCGCUUAUUAUUUGUUCGUUGUUGUGGAUGAUUGGUGCUGCUGUCCAGUCAUCGUCUCAAAACAGGGCACAAUUAAUCAUUGGCCGUAUCAUUUCCGGUUGGGGUGUUGGUUUCGGUUCUUCAGUUGCUCCUAUAUAUGGUGCUGAGAUCUCGCCACGUAAAAGAAGAGGAACUGUUAAUGGAUUCUUUCAAUUUGCAGUCACCCUUGGUAUUAUGAUUAUGUUUUACAUUUCGUAUGGUGUUGGUCAGAUCAAUGGUGUUGCCAGUUUCAGAAUCGGUUGGGCUAUACAAAUUAUCCCUGGCUUGCUUUUAUUUUUUGGUUGUCUAAUCAUUCCUGAAUCUCCACGUUGGUUGGCAAAGCAAGGUAAGUGGGAACAGGCAGAGGAGAUUGUUACCAGGAUUCAAGCUCAUGGAAACCACGAAGAUCCUGAGGUGUUGAUUGAAAUCGCCGAGAUCAAGGAACAAUUAUUAAUCGAAGAAGAAGCCAAGGCUGUUGGUUACGCCACCUUGUUCAAAAAAAAGUAUCUUCGCAGAACACUCACAGCAAUCUGGGCUCAGAUUUGGCAACAAUUGACAGGUAUGAAUGUCAUGAUGUAUUAUGUUGUUUAUAUUUUCCAAAUGGCAGGUUAUUCAGGAAACACCAACUUGAUUGCUUCCUCGAUUCAAUACGUGUUGAACGUGGUUUGCACAAUUCCAGCGUUGAUUUGUUUCGAUUACUUUGGCAGGCGACCCGUAUUGAUUCUCGGUGCACUUUUCAUGAUGAUUUUCCAAUUCGGUCUUACUGGAAUUUUGGGCCAGUAUGCUGUUCCUUGGCCAGAUUCGGGAACUGAGUCAGUGACUAUUAGGAUUCCAGACGACAAUAAAGCAGCAGCCAGAGGCGCCAUUGCUUGUUGUUACUUGUUUGUUUGCUCAUUUGCUUCUACUUGGGGUGUUGGUAUCUGGGUCUACUGUUCGGAAAUCUGGGGUGACAACAGAAUUUCUCAAAGAGGUAACUCUUUGUCAACAUGUGCAAACUGGUGUUUCAACUUUGCUAUAGCCAUGUAUACUCCAUCUGGUUUCAAGAAUAUCAACUACAGAACAUACAUCAUCUACGGUGUUUUCUGUCUUGCUAUGGGUCUUCAUGUGUUUUUCGGUUUCCCAGAGACCAAAGGUAAGAGAUUGGAAGAAGUUGGACAGAUGUGGGAAGAGAAGGUGCCAGCUUGGAGAUCAGCUUCAUGGACACCAACUAUCCCUAUUGAUCCAGAUUCGGAGUUGGCAAGAAAGUUGAGUGUUGAACACAAGGAGACUGGCUCUCAAUCCGAUGAAAAGAUCCAUGAAGCUGAUACUCACUCUGCUUGA